UCCAGGGAACACCAGUCACUGCCCACUCUAUCUCUUUCCGACUGCUUCUAAUUUUCUCAUUCCCUCUUUGUCAGUCUUUUCUGAGCUUAACACCUUCUGUUCAUCUUGUGGAUUUUAUGUCUCUUCUUUCCCUGCAGUUUUCUUAAUAGGGAGGAUAAAAACCAGCAUCUCACCGCUCUCUCCAGCCAUCCAACUUCCCUGACUGAGAGAACUCAAGCAGGAGAAGAGAAGGUGGAAGAUGGUGGAAGCGAGGCCCAGUCGGACACUACGAUGGCCAGACUGGCGACUGACAGUUUGCCUUCUGCUCUUCUGUAUGUUUGGGAUCGCAGUGGGCCGCAGAGCUCCCAAAACCCCACGGUGUCCAACCACAUGCUCCUGCACCAAAGACAGUGCCUUCUGCGUGGACACCAAAACCAUCCCUAAGAGCUUCCCACCAGGAAUCAUCUCCCUGACUAUGGUGAACGUUGCCUUCACAGAGAUCCCCGAGGGAGCCUUUUCACAUAUGCACCUAUUGCAGUUCCUGCUGUUGAACUCAAACACAUUCUCUCUGAUAUCUGAUAAUGCAUUUGCUGGUCUUGGACACCUGCAGUACCUAUUCAUUGAGAACAAUGACAUCCAAACCUUGUCUAAACAUACAUUCAGAGGACUAAAAUCUCUGACUCAUCUCUCUCUAUCCAACAACAAUCUACAGGUUCUUCCCAGAGAUCUCUUCAAACAUCUAGACAUCAUCACAGACCUAGAUCUGCGAGGGAACUCGUUCCGUUGUGACUGUAAGAUCAAGUGGUUGGUUGACUGGAUGGAGAAGAUCAACACCUCAGUUCCAGCCAUAUACUGCGCCAGUCCUUUUGAGUUCCAGGGCCGACGCAUCAGUGACCUCACCCCGAGCGACUUCAACUGCAUCAGUGCAGAUUUUGCAGUAUUUGAGACAUACUCCUUCCAGUCUCUGUCUGUGGAGUCAUACGAGUAUAAAGAUGACCAGUAUGUGGUUUUUGCUCAGCCCAACACUGGAGUCUGCGCCGUGUUUAUUUGGGAUCAUGUGAACAUGCUUUUCAAGACGCAUUACAACAUCACAUCUCGUUCUGCUGUCUAUUGUAAAUCUGUGGUUAUCAACAACACUCUUUACAUGGUUGUGGCCCAACUCUUUGGAGGAUCCCAUAUCUACAAAUGGGAGGAGGGCCCAUUGCGAUUCGUCAAAAUCCAGGACAUUGACACCACCCGUGUCCGCAAACCCAACUUCAUUGAGACUUUCCAGAUCGAAGGAGAAUGGUAUUUCGCUGUAGUUGACAGCUCCAAAGCUGGUUCAACCAGCUUGUAUCGAUGGAACAAUAACGGCUUCUACUCACACCAGUCUCUCCAUCCCUGGCACCGAGACACUCAUAUUGACUUCUUAGAGGUAGACGGCAAACCUCGCCUCAUACUCUCUAGCUCCUCACAGCCCCCGGUUGUGUAUCAGUGGAACCGCAGCCAACUGCAAUUUGUCUACCAUUCCCAGAUCACUGAUUCAGGUGACGUGCAGAUGGUGAAGCACUUCUGGGUAAAAAAAGUGCUAUAUCUCUGCCUCACACGCUUUAUAGGAGACUCAAAGAUCCUGCGCUGGGACAUCCAACGGUUUGUAGAGAUUCAAACCCUGCCGUCACGUGGUUCUAUGGCUGUGUAUCCAUUCAGUGUUGGAGUGAGGCAGUACAUUCUGCUGGGGAGCGAUUAUUCGUUCUCUCGGAUUUAUCUGUGGGAUGACCUCACUCAGAGGUUCCAGCCUUUCCAGGAACUGAACAUGCUAGCACCUCGAGGCUUUAGCCUGGUCUCUGUCGACAACAAGGAUAUUCUAUUAGCAGCAAGUUUUAAAGGAAAAACUAUGGCAUACCAGCAUCUAGUUGUGGACCUCAGUGCUAAGUAGGCUGCUGGAGACGUUAAACUGGGGUCCAACGGGCCGUUCAGACCGAACAUGUUUUUGUGUUAAAAAGGCUAGACGCAGCGACACGCAUAAAAUAGAACACAGGCUUCUGAAGACACGCUUUUAAAAGUUUACGUUUUUACUUGACACAGCACUCCUGCGUGAUGCUCUUAAAAAACAGCAGGAUUGGACAGACUGGUCAAAGACAUCUGUCUAAUGCAUAUUUACAUAAAACAAGACAGUUGAAAAGGUUCAGAUGGAGACAAAAACGCCUCCGGUGUGAGCGGCUUAUAAAGGAAUAUUGCAGGUUCAAAACAAGUUAAGCUCAAUCGACAGCAUUUUACGCAUCAUUUUGAAAAAUCGACUCAUUUGUCUUUAAAAACAAACAAAAACAGUGAUGCACUUACAAUGGAAGUGAAUGGGGCCAAAAUGUAGCCACAAGAAGUAAACAAUAUUUGUGUUAACAUGAUUUAAGUGCAAUUAAAUCACUUACUAACCUUUUCUGUGUCAAGUUGCAUAAAAUGUUAACAUAAUGCUGUAAACCCGAAAACCAUAAAACAAAUGUUGAAACAAAUAUACUAAAAUAAUACACAUGUUUUAACAGAAUAAUUAAUAAUUAAAUGAUAAGCUUCACAUUUUUGCCUUUAAAUCCUCCAAAAAUUCCCACCAUUCACUUGCAUUGUAAGUGCCUCACUGUAACCACAAAUGCUGUCGAAUGAGCUCAACAUGCAUGAACCCAAAAUGUUCCUUUUAGGCUGUAAAUGUAUAAAUGCCAAGGAUUGCAAAGGUCCUACAUUUCUGCUUGCAUACAUUAAUUAAUUCUGUCAUCACUAAUUAUCCUUACUGACACAUUAGUUCACAUUAGAGCCAUUACUUACUGUAACAGUGACCAAAUCCAUCAUUCACACAUUGGACCUCCAAAGGUAAACAUUUACCAUGUGUAUUGCAAUGUCUUACUCCAACAGAUUGUACAUUGUUUAGCUCUUUAAUAUAAAAAAGUGAAAUUCUAUUUUUUGACAGAUGCUACACCAUGAUUCAUGUAUAAGCAUAAAGUGAAAACAUCAGCUCAUACUUGUAGAAUAGUAUGUGUUUUCAACAAAAGCAGCAUGUACAUUUCCUUUCACCAGUUGAGCUAGACUGUUAAAGAAAGGCUUAAUCUAUGCACUGAUGAUUUUCUGAAAACGUUGGAUCAUUGUAGUUGGAAAACAAUACUCUGAAUUACAAAUUGGUACCUAUUUAUAAACACUCUGCUGUCAUCAGCAUGUUAUGCAAUAAAUAACGAUGGUAACCGUGGAAAUAAAGUU
Molecule: messenger RNA, 3195 nt
Organism: Xyrauchen texanus (razorback sucker)
Lineage: Eukaryota; Metazoa; Chordata; Actinopteri; Cypriniformes; Catostomidae
Gene: lgi3
Product: leucine-rich repeat LGI family, member 3
Exons: 9
Coding region: 239-1894 (551 amino acids)
Biological process (GO): regulation of exocytosis
Cellular component (GO): synaptic vesicle
Molecular function (GO): protein binding
Source: RefSeq, a predicted model, not a curated record